Molecule: messenger RNA, 3729 nt
Organism: Galeopterus variegatus (Sunda flying lemur)
Lineage: Eukaryota; Metazoa; Chordata; Mammalia; Dermoptera; Cynocephalidae
Gene: CAND2
Product: cullin-associated and neddylation-dissociated 2 (putative)
Exons: 16
Coding region: 13-3729 (1238 amino acids)
Biological process (GO): protein ubiquitination; SCF complex assembly
Cellular component (GO): nucleus
Source: RefSeq, a predicted model, not a curated record
CGCGCAGCCACCAUGAGCGCCGCCGCCUUCCACAUCUCCAGCCUGCUGGAGAAGAUGACGUCCAGCGACAAGGACUUCAGGUUCAUGGCCACCAGUGACCUGAUGUCAGAGCUGCAGAAAGACUCCAUCCAGCUGGACGAGGACAGUGAGCGCAAGGUGGUGAAGAUGCUGCUCAGGCUCCUGGAGGAUAAGAACGGCGAGGUGCAGAACCUGGCUGUCAAGUGCCUGGGUCCUCUGGUGGGCAAAGUGAAAGAGUACCAGGUGGAGACCAUUGUGGAUACCCUUUGUGCCUACAUGCGGUCAGACAAGGAGCAGCUCCGAGACAUCGCCGGCAUCGGCCUCAAGACUGUGCUCUCGGAGCUCCCCACUGCAGCCACAGGUUCCGGACUGGCUACCAACGUGUGCCGGAAGAUCACAGGACAGCUCACCAGUGCCAUCGCCCAGCAGGAGGAUGUGGCUGUGCAGCUGGAAGCCCUGGACAUCCUGUCUGACAUGCUGAGCAGGCUGGGAGCCCCGCUGGGCGCCUUGCACGCCAGCCUCCUGCACUGCCUGCUGCCGCAGCUGAGCAGCCCGCGCCUGGCCGUGCGCAAGCGGGCCGUCGGGGCGCUCGGCCACCUGGCGGCCGCCUGCAGCAGCGACCUCUUCGCCGAGCUCGCCGACCACCUGCUGGAGCGGCUACCCGGCCUUCGCGCGCCCGCCAGCCCCCCCCCCAUAAGGAGCUUGGAUCAGUCACUUUUUGGAUCUGGAGGCUUUGACCUACCUGGCCUUGCAGGGGCCCAUCUGGACCGCCUGGUGCCCCUGGUGGAGGAGUUCUGCAACCUGGAUGAUGAUGAGCUCCGGGAGUCCUGCCUGCAGGCCUUCGAGGCCUUCUUGAGGAAGUGCCCCAAGGAGAUGGGCCCUCACGUGCCCAAUGUGACCAGCCUUUGCCUCCAAUACCUGAAGCAUGACCCCAACUAUAACUAUGACAGUGACAGGGACGAGGAGCAGAUGGAGACAGAGGAUAGCGAAUUCAGUGAACAAGAGAGCGAGGACGAGUACAGCGACGACGACGACGACGCCAGCUGGAAGGUGCGCCGGGCCGCGGCCAAGUGCCUGGCGGCCUUGAUCGGCUCGCGGCCCGACCUGCUGCCGGCUUUCCACCGCACGCUGGCGCCCGCGCUCGUCCGCCGCUUCCGGGAACGCGAGGAGAACGUCAAGGCCGACGUGUUCGGGGCCUACGUCGCGCUGCUGCGGCAAACGCGGCCCCCGAAGGGCUGGCUGGAGACGGUGGAGGCGCCCGCGCAGACCGGCAGCAACCUGAGCGCGCUGCGGGGACAGGUGCCCCUUGUGAUCAAGGCCCUGCAGCGGCAGCUUAAAGAUCGGAGUGUCAGGGCCCGCCAGGGCUGCUUCAGCCUUCUCACUGAGCUGGCGGGCGUCGUCCCCGGCAGCCUGGCAGGACACAUGCCCGUGCUGGUGUCAGGCAUUGUCUUCUCGCUGGCCGACCGCGCCAGCUCCUCCACCAUCCGGAUGGACGCCCUGGCCUUCCUGCAGGGGCUACUGGGCACAGAGCCAGCCGAGGCCUUCUACGUGCACCUGCCCACCCUCCUGCCACCUAUAAUGGCCUGUGUGGCCGACCCUUUCUACAAGAUCUCAGCUGAGGCCCUGUUGGUGCUACAGGAGCUCGUGAGGUCCCUGUGGCCACUGGACAGGCCUCGGAUGCUGGACCCUGAGCCAUACGUUGGAGAGAUGUCCAUGGCCACCCUGGCACGACUCCGCUCCACUGACCUGGACCAGGAGGUGAAGGAGCGGGCCAUCUCCUGCAUGGGCCACCUUGUGGGCCACCUGGGCGACCGGCUUGGGGAUGACCUGGAGCCCACAUUGCUGCUCCUCCUGGACCGCCUGCGAAAUGAGAUCACCCGGCUGCCCGCUGUCAAGGCACUGACACUAGUGGCCAUGUCCCCACUGCAGCUUGACCUGCAGCCCAUCCUGGCCGAAGCACUGCCCAUUCUGGCCUCAUUCCUGCGCAAGAACCAGAGGGCACUGCAGCUGGCCACACUGGCUUCCCUGGAUGCCCUGGCCCAGAGCCAGGGACACAGCCUCCCACCAUCCGCCGUGCGGGCCGUGCUGGCCGAGCUGCCUGCCCUGGUCAGCGAGAAUGACAUGCACGUGGCCCAGCUGGCUGUGGACUUCCUUGCCACCGUGACUCAGGCCCAGCCGGCCUCCUUGGCAGAGGUCAGUGGCCCUGUGCUGUCUGAGCUGCUACGGUUGCUGCAUUCACCCCUGCUGCCAGCGGGCGUGCUGGCGGCCACUGAAGGCUUCCUGCAGGCUCUGGUGGGGACCCGCCCCCCAUGCGUGGACUACUCUGAGCUCAUCAGCCUGCUCACAGCACCAGUUUAUGACCAGGCUGUGGACAGCAGGCCGGGCCUGCACAAGCAGGUGUUCCACUCGCUGGCUCGUUGCGUGGCAGCGCUCUCAGCUGCCUGUCCCCAGGAGGCAGCAGACAUGGCCAACCGCCUGGUCUGCGAUGCCAGGUCGCCCCACUCGAGCACGGAGGUCAAGGUCCUGGCGUUCUUGUCGCUGGCCGAGGUGGGUCAGGUGGCCGGGCCAGGCCCCCAGCGGGAGCUGAAGGCGGUGCUCCUGGAAGCCUUGGGGUCGCCUAGUGAGGACGUGAGGGUUGCAGCCUCCUAUGCUCUGGGUCGUGUGGGGGCUGGCAACCUGCCCGACUUCCUGCCCUUCCUGCUGGGACAGAUGGAGACUGAGCCCCGGCGGCAGUACCUGCUGCUGCACUCGCUCAGGGAGGCCCUGGGGGCCGCCCAGCCUGACAGCCUGAAGCCCUACACCGAGGACAUCUGGGCACUGCUGUUCCAGCACUGCGAGGCUGCUGAGGAGGGCACCCGGGGGGUGGUGGCUGAGUGCAUCGGGAAGCUGGUCCUGGUGAACCCUCCAUUCCUUCUGCCCCGCUUCCAGAAGCAGCUUGCUGCAGGUCGGCCACACACCCGGAGCACUGUCAUCACAGCGGUCAAGUUCCUCAUCUUGGACCAGCCCCAUCCCAUUGACCCUCUCCUGAAGAGCUUCAUCGGAGAGUUCAUGGAGAGCCUGCAGGACCCAGACCUGAACGUGCGCCGCGCCACUCUGGCCUUCUUCAACUCGGCCGUGCACAAUAAACCCUCGCUGGUCUGGGACCUGCUGGACGACAUCCUGCCCCUCCUCUACCAGGAGACAAAGAUCCGCCGGGACCUCAUCCGAGAGGUGGAGAUGGGGCCCUUUAAGCAUACAGUCGAUGAUGGGCUGGACGUGCGGAAGGCGGCCUUUGAGUGCAUGUACUCACUGCUCGAGAGCUGCCUGGGCCAGCUGGACAUCUGUGAGUUCCUGAACCACGUGGAGGAUGGGCUGAAGGACCACUACGACAUCCGGAUGCUGACUUUCAUCAUGCUCGCACGGCUGGCUACUCUGUGUCCUGUGCCUGUCCUGCAGAGGGUGGACCGGCUCAUUGAACCACUCAGGGCCACCUGCACUGCCAAGGUCAAGGCUGGUUCCGUGAAGCAGGAGUUUGAGAAGCAAGAUGAACUGAAGCGCUCUGCCAUGAGGGCAGUGGCCGCCCUGCUGACCAUCCCCGAGGUGGGGAAAAGCCCCAGCAUGGCCGACUUCUCCUCCCAAAUCCGAUCCAACCCAGAACUUGCUGCCCUCUUUGAAAGCAUCCAGAAGGAUUCUGCUUCAGCGCCCAGCACGGACUCCAUGGAGCUCAGCUAG